AUGGAGACGUUUACGGUGCCUCGCGCUGAUCUUGCGGACCUCUACUCCGUGGUUCCGUACAAUGUCACCGACGAGAUGUCAGUCAUGGGUUACGGUGGUAACGAGACCGUGCUACCGACCCCGGUGAGAAGCGCCAGCGGCAUCAUCAUAGCCAUAUCCAUCACGGCGCUCUACUCCGUUAUUUGUGUGGUGGGACUACUGGGCAACAUCCUGGUGAUGUACGGGGUGGUCAGGUACACCAAGCUGAAGACGGCCACCAACAUCUACAUCUUCAACCUGGCGCUGGCGGACGCCCUGGCCACCAGCACGCUGCCCUUCCAGAGCGCCAAGUACCUGAUGAACACCUGGCCCUUCGGCGAGGCGCUCUGCAAGGUGGUGAUCGCCAUCGACUACUACAACAUGUUCACCUCCAUCUUCACGCUGACCAUGAUGAGCGUGGACCGCUACAUCGCCGUGUGCCACCCCGUGCGCGCGCUGGGCUUCCGCACGCCGGCCAAGGCCAAGCUGAUCAACGUGCUGAUCUGGGUGCUGUCGUCGGCCAUCGGCGUGCCCAUCAUGGUCAUGGCGGUCACCAAGGUGACGGACAGUGGUAAAACCCUGUGCAUGCUGAAGUUCCCCGACCCCGACUGGUACUGGGACACGGUCACCAAGAUCUGCGUGUUCAUCUUCGCCUUCGUGGGGCCCGUCAUGGUGAUCACGGGCUGCUACGGCCUGAUGAUCCUGCGGCUGCGCAGCGUGCGUCUGCUCUCGGGCUCCAAGGAGAAGGACCGCAACAUGCGGCGCAUCACCCGCAUGGUGCUGGUGAUCGUGGCGGCCUUCAUCGUGUGCUGGACGCCCAUCCACAUCUUCAUCAUCGUGAAGACCCUGGUGGAGGUGGACAACCGCAACCCCUUCGUGGUGGCCGUGUGGCACCUGUGCAUCGCCCUGGGCUACACCAACAGCAGCCUCAACCCCGUGCUCUACGCCUUCCUGGACGAGAACUUCAAGCGCUGCUUCCGGGACUUCUGCGUGCCCUGCCGGCCCGGCGCCGACCCGCGUAGCCUGGGCCGCGGCCGCCAGGCCCCGAGGGAGCCCGUGUCGGUGUGCGCCCCGUCGGACGCCCGGAAGAACCCGGCGUGA
This is a messenger RNA of Gadus chalcogrammus (walleye pollock), 1119 nucleotides long. RefSeq names its product opioid receptor, delta 1a (gene oprd1a). Gene Ontology annotation, biological process: neuropeptide signaling pathway; G protein-coupled opioid receptor signaling pathway. Bases 1 to 1119 code for a protein of 372 amino acids. The record is from RefSeq and is a predicted model, not a curated record. The transcript has 3 exons. Lineage: Eukaryota; Metazoa; Chordata; Actinopteri; Gadiformes; Gadidae. Gene Ontology annotation, molecular function: G protein-coupled enkephalin receptor activity; neuropeptide binding. Gene Ontology annotation, cellular component: membrane; neuron projection.